Molecule: messenger RNA, 2750 nt
Organism: Osmerus eperlanus (European smelt)
Lineage: Eukaryota; Metazoa; Chordata; Actinopteri; Osmeriformes; Osmeridae
Gene: ulk3
Product: unc-51 like kinase 3
Exons: 17
Coding region: 200-1603 (467 amino acids)
Biological process (GO): autophagy of mitochondrion; piecemeal microautophagy of the nucleus; autophagosome assembly
Cellular component (GO): phagophore assembly site membrane; phagophore assembly site; autophagosome
Molecular function (GO): protein serine/threonine kinase activity; ATP binding
Source: RefSeq, a predicted model, not a curated record
AUUCAUUAUGCAUCAAUGUUGUCAAACUGUAAAUGUAUAUAGCGUUAGGCAGAAUUUUCUUAGACAACAGGUUAUGUUGCAUGCAACGUACAGUAUAGCUAGCUAGUAAUCGGCUAUUAGCUGGACGCUAGUCGUUUCUGGGAACUGGAGGAGUUGACGAACGUCCCGUACACAGUGACUUUUGCAUGCAGCUGUCAGAAUGGCCUCGAGUUUCGCCCCACCGAAGCUGGUCGACUUCAUUCUCACAGAAAGACUGGGGAGUGGUACCUAUGCGACAGUCUACAAAGCCUACAGCAAGGGGGACAGUCGAGAAGUAGUGGCUGUGAAGGUAGUUAGUAAAAAGAGUCUGAACAAGGCAUCAAUGGAAAACCUGCUGACAGAGAUUGAGAUCCUGAAGACUGUCCGCCACCCACACAUAGUGCAGUUAAAGGACUUCCAGUGGGACAGUGAGAACAUCUAUCUGAUCUUGGAGUGGUGCUCAGGAGGGGAUCUGUCCCGCUUCAUCCGAAGUCGGCGUCUGUUACCCGAGAGGGUGGCUCGCCGUUUCCUGCAGCAGAUAGCCUGCGCCCUCCAGUUCCUCCAUGAGCGAAACAUCUCCCAUCUGGACUUGAAACCCCAGAACAUUCUGCUCUGUGGUUCGGUCCUCAAAUUAGCAGAUUUUGGCUUUGCCCAGUACAUGUCUCCCUGGGAUGAGCAGAGUGUGCUUAGGGGCUCUCCUCUCUACAUGGCACCAGAGAUGGUGUGUCGACAGCAGUAUGACUCCAGAGUGGACCUCUGGUCUGUGGGGGUCAUCCUAUACGAGGCUCUGUUUGGUCGUGCUCCUUUUGCCUCCAAGUCCUACACUGAAUUAGAGGAGAAGAUACGCAGUAACAAGCCCGUUGAGCUCCCUGCUGGUGGCAGAGUGUCCAGAGACUGCCGAGAUUUGCUACAGCGGCUACUGGAGAGAGAUCCAGAUGCCCGUCUCACCUUCUCACAGUUCUUUUCUCACCCAUUUGUGGACUUGGAGCACAUGCCCAGUGCAGAUAGUUUGGGGAAAGCGAAAGCGCUGGUCCUCCAGGCUGUCCAGAAAGACCAAGCAGGGGAGAGGUCUGCGGCCCUGUCUCUCUACUGCAGCUCUCUGGAGCACUUUGUCCCAGCCAUUCACUACGAGACAGACCGACUGCGCAAAGACGCCCUGAGGCAAAAGGUCAGUCAGUAUGUAUCCAGAGCCGAGGAGCUGAAAGCCCUGGUGGCCACAGACAACAGACUGAGCUUUGAGAAGGCCAAGAACACCAGGGACAUCCUCAGAGAGAUGUCUCGAGACCAACCCCGUCUGCUGGCUGCCCUGGAGCUAGCCUCUGCUGCCAUAGCUAAGGAGGAGAGGGGACUGGAUGACCAGGACACUCUGGAUUUGUACCAGCAAAGUCUAGGAGAACUGCUGCUAGCUCUAGCAGCCGAGGCACAGGGACGAAGGAGAGAUCUGCUCCACAGUGAGAUUAAAAGCCUCAUGUCCAGAGCUGAAUACCUCAAAGAGCAAAUGAAGAUGCAGGAGACCCAGAAAGAUGUAUCACUGGACCGGGAGCCCCUUUCAGAGGCUGUGAGAAGUUCAUGUUGCGUUCAGUGAGCUGGCCUCCGUAACCAUGGGCACCAGAGGGGUCAUCCAGCACGGAAGGCAGACCCCUGCAGGCCAGGGCCAAGUAAUUACAGAGAUUCCGCAUUAAUUUCAAACCUGCAAACAAAACGUUUUCUUUGAGGAAGGAAGUCAUCCAGCCAACUUCUUAUCAGUCCAGUUACCUCACCCCCCCCCCUUCAUCACAAUGUACUGUAGUGUCCCCUCAAAGCCCUCCUGCCAACCCAUUCAUAUUGAUAGCAGGGCAGCCUGUAUGAUAAUGCUGAACUGUUAUGUAAAGCUGGGACAGUGUCAUGGUGUAAUGUUUGUGAGGGUGAGAGUAUGAGGGCUGACUGACAUUUGGAAGCUAGACCCCAGAACAAAGGGACAGCUAGUCAGAUUCAUCACAUCAGAUGUGUUUAGCAGAUGACUGUCUGACUUGACACUCUAAAAGCAUGGCCUUUGUUGUGAUCUAGUUUCCUCUCAUCUCUCUCUCUCUCAAACACACUCUCAAACUCAUGCUUGAUCUGUAUUUCUUGUGUGACACAUACAGUACUUCCAUGCUCUCUCUCACACACACACACACACACACCCCGAGUCGCUUUGCUGUGGCCUGACCACAGCCUCACCACGCUCACUCCACUGAUGGGGCAGUCCCUACCACUAUGAGGAGAAACUGGAGAGGUGUGGCUUCUGCCUUAUUUACACAAGCCCUGCAUUUACUUUGGUUUGGCACGGUUCAGGAUCCAAGCAUACAGUAGCAUACAGUCAAGACGGGCCUUUAGCAAACUCGUUUACAGCUUUUGUGAAUAUUGACAUUUUUUGCGGUAGCUGAAUAAUAACUUAUGUUGCGGGUCUCUCGGAUGUUUUAUCAAGAUGUAUCGUGCAUGAAUCUGCUGCUGUAUAAGGGACAUUUCUGUAUUAAACAAAUAAGUGGUCGUAUCCAACAGCAACCAGGAAAUACCUGACUAAGGAGGGAGAGGGAGAAGAAAACAUGUCCAAAUUGAGGGCUCACAUAUGUGAAUUUGUUGAACUGUUUUAUAUGGAUAUGAGGUUUUAUAAACAAAUUUAUUAAAUUGAUGAUCUGAAGGAAGAAAUGUGAUAAAAAUUCUACAAAUCAUUUCUCCAUUGCCUGCUGUUUUUUCUUAGAGUGCUUGUAUCU